Molecule: messenger RNA, 3811 nt
Organism: Vicia villosa (hairy vetch)
Lineage: Eukaryota; Viridiplantae; Streptophyta; Magnoliopsida; Fabales; Fabaceae
Product: putative pentatricopeptide repeat-containing protein At1g74580
Exons: 4
Coding region: 1-2322 (773 amino acids)
Molecular function (GO): protein binding
Source: RefSeq, a predicted model, not a curated record
AUGAUUCGCACGUUGCUUCCCAAGCAUGUUGCCGCUGUAGUAAAAGUCCAAAAAGACCCUCUCAAAGCAUUAGAGAUUUUCAACUCAUCCAAAAACGAACAAGGUUUCAACCACACUCUCUCUACCUACAAAUGCAUGCUUCAAAAACUCGGCUUCCACGGUAAAUUCAACGAGAUGGAGAAUCUUCUCUCUGAGAUGAGAUCAAAUCUAAACAACACGUUCUUGGAAGGAGCUUACGUUGAAGCCAUGCGACUCUACGGAAGAAAAGGGAAAGUUCAAGAAGCAGUUGACACAUUCGAACGCAUGGAUUUAUACAACUGCGAACCUUCUGUUCAUUCGUAUAACGCUAUCAUGAACAUUCUUGUUGAGUUUGGUUACUUCAACCAGGCUCAUAAGGUUUACAUGAGGAUGAUUGAUAAAGGGGUUGAAUCAGAUGUGUACACAUACACCAUAAGGAUUAAGUCGUUUUGUAGGACAAGUCGGCCGCAUGCUGCGCUUAGGUUGCUUCGGAAUAUGCCUUUGUUGGGUUGUUUUUCAAAUGCUGUUGCUUAUUGUACUGUUGUGGCAGGGUUUUAUGAAGUUGAUGAUAAAGUGAAAGCACGUGAGAUGUUUGAUGAAAUGCUUGAGUGUUCUUUGUGUCCUGAUGUUACUAGUUUUAAUAAGCUUGUUCAUAGUUUGUGUAAGAAGGGGCUUGUUUUGGAAAGUGAGAAGCUUCUUAGUAAGGUUUUGAAGAGAGGGGUUUUGCCGAAUUUGUUUACUUUUAAUAUCUUUAUACAAGGGCUUUGUAAGGAAGGUUCUCUUGAUAGGGCUGUUAGGUUGUUGGGUUGUGUGUCAGGGGAAGGUUUGAGGCCUGAUGUUGUUAGUUAUAAUACAGUUAUAUGUGGGUUGUGUAGGAAUUCGCGAGUUGUUGAAGCGGAGGAAUGUUUGCAUAAAAUGGUUAAUGGUGGAUUUGAGCCAAAUUGUUUCACUUAUAAUAGUAUCAUUGAUGGAUACUGCAAGAAGGGGAUGGUAGUGGAUGCAAAUAGGAUUCUGAAAGAUGCAGUUUUUAAGGGUUUUAAGCCUGACGAGUUUACCUAUUGUUCGUUGAUUAAUGGUUUUUGCCAGGAUGGUGACCCUGAUCAGGCCGUGGCCAUCUUUAAGGACGGGCUAGGUAAAGGUUUAAUACCAAGCAUUAUUGUUUACAAUACUUUGAUUAAAGGGUUAUGUCAGCAAGGACUGAUUCUGCCAGCUUUGCAGUUGAUGAAUGAGAUGGCAGAAAAUGGUUGUAACCCUGAUAUUUGGACUUAUAAUGUAGUCAUAAAUGGCUUGUGCAAGAUGGGUUGUUUAUCUGAUGCUAAUCAUUUUAUAGACGAUGCUAUAGCCAAAGGGUGCAUCCCGGAUAUAUUUACCUACAAUACUUUGGUUGAUGGCUAUUGCAAACAGAUGAAGUUAGACAGUGCAAUUGAGUUGGUAAACAGAAUGUGGAGUCAAGGUAUGACUCCUGACGUUAUCACAUAUAACACUUUGUUGAAUGGGCUCUGCAAGGCUGCAAAGUCCGAAGAAGUAAUGGAGAUUUUCAAGGUAAUGCCGGAGAAGGGAUGUGCUCCAAGCAUAAUUACGUAUAACAUUAUCAUAGAAAGCCUUUGCAAAUCUAAGAAAGUAAAUGAAGCUGUAAAUUUGCUUGGGGAAAUGAAAAGCAAGGGCUUGACACCUGAUGUUGUUAGUUUUGGCACAUUGAUCACCGGGUUCUGCAACAUUGGGGAUCUUGAUGGUGCGUAUCAGUUAUUUAGAGGGAUGGAAAAGCAAUCUGACAUUUGUCAUACGACAGCAACCUAUAAUAUCAUAGUUUGUGCAUUUUCGGAGCAACUCAAUAUGAAAAUGGCAGUAAGACUCUUCUCUGAGAUGAAAAAAAAUAGCUGUGACCCAGACAACUAUACUUACCGGGUCAUAAUUGAUGGCUUUUGCAAAACGGGAAAUGUUACCCGUGGAUACAGUUUUUUAUUGGAGAAUAUUGAAAAGGGAUUUAUUCCAUCACUAACAACAUUUGGACGGGUUUUAAAUUGUCUUUGCGUGGAGCACAAGGUUCAAGAAGCUGUUGGUAUCAUCCACCUUAUGGUACAAAAGGACAUUGUCCCGGAUACUGUGAAUACAAUUUUUGAAGCUGAUAAAAAGGUGGUAGCAGCACCUAAGAUUGUUGUAGAAAAUUUGUUGAAAAAGGGACAUAUAACUUAUCAUGCCUAUGAACUACUAUAUGAUGGUAUUAGAGAUAAAACGAUACUUAAGAAAAGAAAUCCAAACUGGAAUUCUCUUCGUCGUGGGGCCAGGUCAUCAGCUGUUGAUUAGAAGAUAAUAUCUUUGAAAAAUGAGGAUUCCUGAUCAUAUGCUUGUUUCCAACUUCCAAGGUGUUUGUUGCUUCCACUACACUCCUUUUAUUACGGUACAGGUGUUUAUCAUACAUUUUCUUCUACACCACAUAGUGUACUGAAAUGUCUCUAGCAAAUAUGUUUAGAAAUGUCAAUUCUUGAGACUAUACUUGGUUCCAACUUUCAAGGAUGUUUGGAGCUUCUGGUAGACACCCAUUAUUGUGGAUUGCUUGACUUGUGAACAUGAAGAAUUUCAUGUCAGCUAGUGUUGGUUUUUCGAUAGGGUGGGGGUGCUUUAAAGCAAAUGUUAUCAAGAUCACAUGAAACUGAUGAAAGUCAUCGAGCCAAUCAACUGCAGACAAAGGUUUGCUAGUUGCAAUUGACUGUCACAAUGGUACACGUGAAGAAUGAGGAAGAACGACACUUCACCCAUCCUUACAUCUUCACACGGAAGAACCAUAGGUGCUAAUUACAUAGCAUUCAGUUUUGAUUUCUAUAGCAUCAGAAUUGCAAAUAUAAUCUGUGUUGGUGUAUAACUAAUGUUUACUCCCCAUACAGAACCCAAAAUGGUUUUUCUUUAGAGAUAUCAGACCAAAUUUGCAUCAUCUUCAUGUCAAAAUGAUACUUCUUUUGCGUAUUUGCAACUUGCAAGCGAAACAUGAUGUGCAUUGUCUUGAUGUCAAAAUGCGCUACUUCUUUCAGAUUGUUAAAUAGGUUCUGAAGAUUCAGAAAGUGCUGGCAUCAAGAAGCUGUGAAAACAUGCCUCUUUCUGUAUAAUUGAAACUGGUAGAAACUCAAGGAUUUUCUUAUAUGUAUUUAAGUUAUUUAAAGCAGUUGUUUACUCUUUUCUGAUUUAGUUGAUCAUCUCCUUUCCUUCACUACCUCUAGGGAGAAACAAAGCAACUUAUCUUAGCUUAGGGCAUUAGCAGGAACUUUUUCCUCUUUUUGUAUUUCAUCUCAUUAUAGUGAUGAUAACCAAAUUUGUUAAACAUGGAUGUUUGCAAGAAAGAUUUAAUAACAUUAUAUUUCCACUCUUAAAGUUAUUUCAAUUUUUAUUAAAAGAAAAAAUAUUUGUUCAAAACAAUAUUUUCUACAUUCUACAACAUAUCUUAAUUUUUUAUCAAAACACUUCUAGAUUUUUUUACCUUUAUUUCUUAAUAUUUCAUAUCCUAAAUCAAAAGAGAAUACAAAUUAAAAUGUUUUAGAUACUUUAUUUUCGAAGUGUUGUUUAAAAUUGUUGCAUUCAAAAAAAUGACUAAUUGCAUAUAUUUCAAUUAUCACCUAACAUGGCUUUUUAUCUUUUUAAUAUAUUACUAGUAACAAACUCAUGCGUCUGCACGGGUUCUGGUACGGGACGCGCAUUUGUUUCAGAUUUAUAUUUUUUAAUAAAAAAAUGUUUGGUACCCGUAAAAAAUAAUAAUGGAAUGUAUAGAAAAAAAUCUGGUACCCGUGAAAAAAUAAUAAUUGAA